Zygosaccharomyces rouxii is the source of this 2634-nucleotide messenger RNA. It is a transcript of the gene FIG4, whose product is annotated as phosphatidylinositol-3,5-bisphosphate 5-phosphatase. Lineage: Eukaryota; Fungi; Ascomycota; Saccharomycetes; Saccharomycetales; Saccharomycetaceae. Gene Ontology annotation, cellular component: intracellular membrane-bounded organelle. The transcript has a single exon. The record is from RefSeq and is a predicted model, not a curated record. Bases 1 to 2634 code for a protein of 877 amino acids. Gene Ontology annotation, biological process: phosphatidylinositol dephosphorylation. Gene Ontology annotation, molecular function: phosphatidylinositol-3,5-bisphosphate 5-phosphatase activity.
AUGGAUCAUGGAGGUUACGAAGAUGGCGUACCCAUCUCAAAUGCUUUCAACAAACAACCUCAUACCAUUGAUACCCCCAAACAGAGGAAGACUACUAAGUUUAUUCUUAGUAAAUAUACCAUCUAUGAGACUAAGGAGAGGAUGUACAUCGUUGGUAGUAACAAGAGGGAGACCAUGUUUAGAAUCCUUGAAAUAGAUUUGGGCGUUCCACAAGAUAAACUCAAUGUCCUCGAGGAUAAUGUUUUCUUCACUAGAAAUGAAAUUAUGAACGUAUUAUCGGGUUUGGAGGAAGCUAGUGAAGAAGGUUUACACAAAAAAUUGACUGGAUAUGGAUUAUUGGGGUUCAUUAGAUUUACUGCAUGUUACUAUCUGGUAGUAGUCACUAAGUGUAGUCAAAUAGCUGUGUUGGCGGGUCAUUGCAUAUACCACAUCGAUGAAACCCAGCUAGUACCAAUUUCUAAUAGUUACAGAAAACCUGACAAGUACAGCGUGGAAGCAAGGUUAAUCUCCACAUUUCAAAGUUUAGAUUUGAGCAAGACUUUUUAUUUUAGUAACACUUACGAUAUUACGAACACUUUACAGACCAAUCUCUUAAGGGAGAAGUUGAAGGCAAAGGAUAGAAGUGAUAUUUCUGUGCCUAGUGGUAUCUAUGAUUACAAUGAAAUGUUCAUGUGGAAUACUAAUCUUUUAGGGCCUGUGCUAGCUUGUAUUGAUACGGUUUACGAUUGGUUUCAACCAGUUAUCCACGGUUUCAUAGAUCAAGUUAAUGUCUCUGUACUGGGGAAAAGUAUCUACAUCACCUUGAUCGCAAGAAGAUCUCAUCAUUUCGCAGGUGCUAGAUUUUUGAAAAGAGGUGUCAAUAAUCAAGGUUAUGUGGCCAACGAAGUGGAGACCGAACAAAUUACAGCAGAUAUGAUUUUAACAUCUUUCCAUCGACCUGGCAACGGGUACUACGAUAGUGACCGAUAUACUUCCUUUGUACAACACAGGGGCUCCAUCCCAUUGUACUGGACUCAAGAGGCCUCCAACUUAACUGCAAAACCGCCAAUUCAAAUAAAUUCUGUGGAUCCGUAUUUCAGCUCAGCGGCUCUUCAUUUCGACAUGUUAUUUCAAAGGUACGGUACAGUACAAGUUCUAAAUUUAGUUAAAACAAGAGAGAAAAAACCAAGAGAGGUGAAACUGCUAAGGGAGUUCGAACAAUGCGUAACUUACUUGAAUCAGUUUUUACCGGAGCAUAAAAGGAUUGAUUACACCUCUUGGGAUAUGAGUCGUGCAUCAAAGCAAUACGGACAAGGCGUCAUCGAGUUUCUUGAAACUUAUGCUGCCCAAUCCGUGUCCAAAACGGGGAUCUUCCAAAAUGGAGCCGAUUUCUCUACAACUAAAGUACAAGAAGGUAUAUGUCGAACCAACUGUAUUGAUUGUCUUGAUAGAACUAACGCGGCUCAAUUUGUCAUUGGCAAAAGAGCAUUGGGUGUUCAACUGAAGGAACUGGGGGUUGUAGACAACAGUUAUCUGGAAUACGACUCGGAUAUUGUCAAUAUUCUCACUGAAUUGUUCCACGACUUAGGUGACACGAUAGCACUACAAUAUGGUGGAUCUCAUCUGGUGAAUACUAUGGAGACAUAUCGGAAAAUUAACCAGUGGAGCUCACAUUCUAGAGAUAUGAUCGAGAGUAUCAAGAGAUUUUACAGCAAUUCAUUCGUAGAUGCACAGAGGCAGGAUGCUAUUAAUCUGUUUUUGGGCCACUACGUUUGGCAAGAAGGGUAUCCGACACUAUGGGAGAUGAAUACGGAUGUUUAUCUGCACAACGAGUACGUGAUCAGUGGCGCCAAGAGAAGUUAUACACAUUGGUGGAACGAUUAUCAUAUCAAGAGCCUUAGAUCUCUUUUAAAGGAAGAAUUCAUUGAUCAAAAUAACGAUUUAACUUUGAAAGAUGUAGUUCGUAACAUCAGAGGAUACCCAGGUGCAUUUGACAAUUAUUGGAACGAAUACUAUCUACCGCGGUCAGUCACAUGGAUGCAGGAUCUAUUUGUAUAUAACAUGAAUUCGACCAGAAGAUACCAUACGAUGAGGAAAGAUGGCAAUGAAUUAUCACCAUUUACCUCUCGUAAGCAAACGGGGAUCAAUAGAAGACUGAGAGCUAUCAUUGAAGAAAAUGAAAAGAAGAAAGAGCCAGACGAAGAAACGAUUCCUCGAGAGGCAAAUUGCCAAGGAACUGAUGAAUUAAAAAUAUCAAAUUUCAAUCUACAACUAAUGUAUCACUACAGUACGAACUUGAGGAGAAAACUAAGAUUUACCUAUGAUAACAAAGUACCGGUAUUAUCGCGGGAUUUCAUAGAGAAACACAUUGGUGAUCCCGUAAUAAUGGAUGAGAAGGUUAGCGAUUGUGUCGUGAAUGAAGUUCCUGACGACAGCAAAGAAACAUCGAUCGUUGAAGAUCUAACGAAACGUUAUUACAACAAUUUAUCAGUCGAUACCAAUUAUUACAAGAAUGUCAUGCAAGUUGACAAUUAUUCACCCUUGGAAAAUCCUAAUCUACAAGCAGGGAUUUCGGACCCUGCAUUAAAUUACACAGAUAUGAAAAUAUACGACAAUUAUGCAAAUGGUUCAAAUAAGCAAUUGCUGUUCUUUUAA